AUGGCGCGGCAGUCUUAUAACACCUUUGAAUCGGCUGAUUCUAAGAGCGCCAAACUUGAGGAACAAGUUGAUUUGUUGCCUCUACAUUACGGCAAGGGGAAUUCACUGAGGAGAAAGCAGGAUGGCGGGCCGUCCGAUGCUGAUUACCUCCUUCUCAAAGUGUCCGCUCUCAUCUCGGCGGUUGGAGUUUUUUGUCUGCUCGCCUAUACUCUCCUCGUACAGCGAGUACCUCCUCGGCCUGAGCUUGAAUAUGUCAAGGGUACUUCGUUCUUGGAUCAUGAGACGCCUAUCAGCGCAUUCGCGGGCAAAUCAUUCCUGAGACAUAACAUCCCUUUCAUCGAUAUCCCCGAUUCGCUUAUACAGGAUGUUUACUAUUACAGGUGGACAUCUAUCCAGCGUAAUCUUCGCUACAUCAGGGCUGGAACGGGUUAUAUGUGUACCGAGUUCGUUCAACCAGUUGGCUACGCCAAGGCUUUCGGUUCUAUCGAUGCCGCGGCUGGACAUCAGAUUGACGAGUCAAGAUGGUUGAGAGAUACCUUCUAUGGUGAUGAUUAUAUCCAUCUCUAUACCCGUGGGCCAGCUGACGCGCUGCAGUACACCCAAUGGAUCCUCGACGCCGCGAGUCGCCGUGCUAUGGUGACCGGAGACACCCAUUUUCUCGCUGCCCAGCUCGAUGACUUGGUUCGCAUAUGGCAUGAAUGGGAUCAAGUCUACGACGGGGCAGCCGGCUUAUACUACUACCAGCCAGUUUGGGAUGCGCAAGAAUUAUCCCUGCCGGGUUUCAUAGCUGACCCUAAUGGGACUGAUUGGACUCUAAGGAAGGACGGCCCUGAUACCUUCAGGCCUAGCCAUAACGCCUACAUGGUGGCAAACGCUAGGGCAAUAGCUCGGGCUGCCCACCUUGCCCGCGAUGGGUUUAGGGAGGUUCAGUUUUCCAUUAUGGCCGACAGCCUCGAGGAGGCUAUGUAUAAGAGGAUGUGGGCCCCCGAGCAGCAGUUCUUCAUGGACAUUAUUCGGCCCAAUAAUCCUAAUUUGACACAGCUUACCGGAAGGGAGCAAGUCGGCCUAUUCCCAUAUCGAUUCGGCAUUGGCCUGAAUAAGUCGUAUGCACAGCCGGCUAUCGAUGCUAUGUUUGAUCCGGAAGGGUUCUUAGCUCCUUACGGCCCAACGACGCUGGAGAUACGAGACCCAUGGUUCAUGGCUACUAGACCAGAUGAUUACUGUUGUUACUGGAAUGGUAUGUCGUGGCCGUAUUCAACAGGUCAUACCUUGAAGUCACUCGCAGCAAUAUAUCGCUCUGGAACUACAAAUGUUACCUCAGAGCAGUACCUACAGUAUCUUCAGACGUAUGCGAGAACCCAACAGAAAGACGAUCAUCCUUAUGUUGCAGAAUCUCACUACCCCUUUCUGGAUACUUGGAGCGCCGACAGUUGGAACCACUCAGAGCAUUACGAUCACUCAACUAAUAACGACGAUGUGAUAACUGGCCUGCUCGGGAUCAUACCGCAGCAAGAUAACACACUUGAAAUCUCACCUAUUACUCCAAAGAAUUGGACUUACUUUGCCCUCGAAAAUCUGUCAUAUCAUGGACACCUCGUAACCAUACUAUAUGAUAAAUACGGAUCAAGAUACAAAGUUGGACAUGGUUUGACUGUUUUUGUUGACGGUAAGGAGGUAUAUAACGGCGCUGGGAAGCAUGCCACGAUACGCAUCCCCCCACCAAUAUUACCAGCCGAUGCCUUGAUUAACAUUGCAGCGAAUCCUACUGGGCCUGGUCAGUACCCGAUGGCUAAUGCGACGUACACCAAUUCCGGCGACUUCCAAUUCAAGGCUAUUGACGGUGUUCUGUUUUACGACUCGAUCCCCGACAAUCGAUGGACAAACUACGGAUCACCAAACCGAAAUGAUACACUUACAGUUACAUUUGCUCGACCUAGAAACAUAUCUUCUGUCACACUCGCGUUGUUCUCAGACGUUGUAAGAGGAGGAGGCGUAGAUGUGCCCGCUCGUAUAGAGGUAUACGGAUCCGCCGGUUUGUUAGCUGCGGUCAAUGAUUCCUCCAGCUUAUUGCCUAACGACCGUAAUGAAAUAACCUUUGAUCAAACCGAGACACAGUUCUUAGCCGUUAACAUGUAUCGGAAGGCAUCCUACCUCUGGGUCGGUAUCUGCGAACUGGAGGUUUGGACGCCGCCCGUCCCUGGUCCAACCUACCACGCAGUUGAUGCUUACCUUACUGGGAAAGACACGCGUGUCCUCUUUGAUAACAGCUCAACUGCUACAGCAAAUGGGGCUGUUGUUGGAGGGCUGGGUACGGACAGCAAUGUAGCCUUUUCCGGAAUCGUGUCCAAUGGUGGUCAGACCUCUCUGAUACUCACAUACUCUAAUUCUGGUAAUACGACGGUAGGGCUAAGUGUCGAAGUUAAUCAGGUGCCACAGACGAGCUUGUAUCUUCUCCCUAGCAAAGGAAAAUACGUCAAUACUACAGCAACGGUCGUAUUGGCUUCUGGAAAGAACUAUGUUAGCUUGAGGGGAGGCUCAGAGGACGAAGGCGUAAGGCUGGAGACUUUAAGCUUGUUCUAAUAUUGCUGAUAGAAGUUCAAUUUAUUAUUUAUUUAUUGUUGUAUAACGCGCCCUGAAUUGUAUUUGUCUGGUUAUAACGCCGAUACUUACGCGACCGCUAACUCAUAAUCAACUACUGGACUAACUAGAUAGCCUAUUCAACAGGGAGCUGGCGAUUGGAACUCUUGCACAUUUGUUUUAUGUUGGGCUACCUCCCACGAAUGAAGGCUGUACAUAUACCUUAUAUCUAGUUGAGUUUUAAAAAGAAUCGAAAGAACCGAAUGAAACCGGCCUAAUGUUAAUAGAGUAGUCCUCGGUAUCUUCGAGUGUUUAUAGUAGUCGUAGCCACCUAUGUAAAGUCCCAUCAUUCCCUCUCUUUGAUGCGAAUUGUCAAUUCUGACGCGCAACGGGAUUGUUGAUAAGCUACGCCCCUUUUGAGACGUGUCGGUCUAACACGUGAAGUGUUAAGUGAGAUCUAUCAAAGGCUUCAUGAAGCCGAAGUCUUAGCUCUCUGAGGAUCAGAUGAAGACGACCGGGCCACGAGUUUCGUGCGCCUAGCUUCG
Daldinia loculata is the source of this 3122-nucleotide messenger RNA. RefSeq names its product Six-hairpin glycosidase. The transcript has 3 exons. The record is from RefSeq and is a predicted model, not a curated record. Gene Ontology annotation, biological process: carbohydrate metabolic process. The coding region runs from base 1 to 2580 and encodes 859 amino acids. Lineage: Eukaryota; Fungi; Ascomycota; Sordariomycetes; Xylariales; Hypoxylaceae.